This is a messenger RNA of Amorphotheca resinae ATCC 22711, 5414 nucleotides long. RefSeq lists its product as hypothetical. Bases 41 to 5218 code for a protein of 1725 amino acids. The transcript has 2 exons. Lineage: Eukaryota; Fungi; Ascomycota; Leotiomycetes; Helotiales; Amorphothecaceae. The record is from RefSeq and is a predicted model, not a curated record.
GCACCGUUCCUCUUUCGUGAUAGGACAUCACACUUCCACAAUGAGGCUCCGACUCACAGUUAGGCGCCAUGGACUGCCACCAACGCCGGUGGUUUGGAACGUUGAAUUCGAGGAGACCACCAUAUCUCAGCUGCUCGAGCAGGUGAAUGAGGCGAUCCCGCUCGAGUCGGGAGAAUGGGGAUUGGAGGAUUAUGCCGUGGAGUUGCAGGGCAACCAUGGUCUUAAUUUUGAGUGCUUGCAUUAUCAGCUGGUCGGGAAGGUCAUGAAGGACGAUGAUGAGGUUGUCAUUCGACCCCUCCUUACCCAAGAUUUAAAAAUACGCAAGAUAUCAGGAAGGCAUCAGAUUUCGUCCGACGGCAAACAUCUAGUAGAUGGGCUUGCGUUUGGAAGACCACUUCUGAGGAGACCCGCCGAUCGACCUGCCAUCAAUAUCCCCCCACGAAAACGGCGAAGGAUCACAUAUCAUGAAGACGAGGAUGAUGACGAUCUGAGCUUGCUUGCUCUCAAGGACCGUGAAUCGGUGGAGAGCGAGGAUUCAGACAAUGAUGUGAACCGCGAUCGACAGUUGGUCCUCCACGCUGAUUUCGAAGAUGAUGAUGAGGAAGAUGAUGAGGAUUUUGCACCUGACGAUGAUAAUGAUGACGAGGAAGAGGAAGACUUGGAGGAGGAGGAGGACGCUCAGUCUGUAUCAGAUGAAGGCCAACAAAUGGAGGACGAGGCCGAAGCUGAAUCAGAUGAGGUCCAACAAAUAGAGGAUGAGGAUGAGGAUGAGGACGAAGUCUCUGAGGCUGAAUCAGACGAAGACCAACAGGUGGAGGAUGAGGAAGAGGAACAAGAGGCAGCAACCGAAUCUCAGGGUCAAGAUGAUUCAGACAAUGAUGCACUCCGCGACGUCAAGGACACAUCCAGACGAACGAUGAUUCGUAAGUUACAUUCAGCAUUUCCUAAUUCGCCUAUCGCGGUUUGCAAAUACGUCCUAAACGGCUCUGAUGGGGAUCUGGGUGAGGCCUAUGAGGCUAUGGCUCGAGGAUUCAGAUCUGUUAAGCCAAAGAGUGCAAUUACCGAAGCCUCCCAAGAAAGCAAGUCAGUGCAAAAAGUUCGUUCAAAAAAGACUAAGAAAGCCUUGAAGGAGUCCUCAACGGAGCCCGAAAUUCAAGCUAGCAUGCAGGCCGAACCAGACGAGAGCCUGAAUCCAUUGCUUGAGUAUUAUGACCAAAAUGGUUUGCCCAAAGGUUCUAUCAAAUCGGGGAAGGCCCUGUCGCACAUGGCGGAAGUUUUGCAAAGCGGACCGCGCCCGAAUUCCAGAAGCUCAAUCGCUAGCGGCAAGAGUGUCGCAUUUGCGGAUGAAAGCCUGUCCAACGGACUUACCUCAACGCCGUUCAUCGACCGGGAGUCACAGAUAUACAAGGCUGAAGAUGACAGCGACUUUUCCAGCGAAGAAACGAGUAGCAGUGGUAGCAGCGUUAGCAGUUCAUCUAGCGAAGAGGACUCAGAUAACGCAGAGGUUUCGGAUACCACUUCAUCUGGGAGCGACGAGAGUGAGAGCGAAAGCGAAAGCGAAAGCGAAAGCGAGAGUGAUAGUGAUAGCAGCAGUGACUCUUCCAGUGACGAAGAUUCAGCGCCCGAGGAGGAGUCAAGUAAGCCGAGCUCUAAUAUUUCGGCGAGUCCUAGGAAGGGGCAGGAGCCAUCGGCACAAGACAUUGCUGCCAAGCCGAUGCCCGCUGAGCCGGUACCACCAGGGCAAGGUAAAAAACAAACCAGGGCGAGGAAUCGUAGGAGAAGAAAUUUAAACCUUCUCAACAGGUUCAAGGAGAAGGGCCUUUUGCCUGCUUCCCUCACGCUAGCCGAGUUCAAUAAGCUGAAUAUAAACGACAAGACAACGGAUGAACAGAUCAUGGCUUCCGCAAAGACCGUUCAAUCUGUUGCAAAUGCGGAUGACGAAUUCCUAGCGCGAAGACAACAAUUGCUUGAUUCGAUCGCCUCUGGUGGUGUUGAGGUUGGCCAAGAAUUUUCGGGAAGAGCAACAAAAUCACCUGUGGGUGCGGUCGGUACUUCUACGGCCAAGCUUUCAUCCUCAGCUACGAGUCAUACACCCGUCGCUGCUGAUUCGGAGCAGAGUGAUAAAUCAGUCUCUACAGCUCAAGAAGCCCAGGUGUCUAUCUCAACUCCAGAGGUAUCAGGAGAGACAGCUCAAGACGCUGUUUCGGGGCCCGGUUCAAAGGAAGCCGGUCUUGGUGUUUCAAAUCAGUCAGAGUCUACCACUCCUGUAGAAUCAACAGAAAGCAGCGUGGCUCCUGCGCGCCGGGGUAAGCUGAAUAUUGCUGCUGGCCGCCGAUUACUAUUCGGGGCCUUGGGAAUGAAGAACCCAAAGACAAAGAUGGACGAGGAGAAGCUCCGGAACGAUCUGAUGAAGGACAUUAAACCCCUUCCUGUUCCGAAAUCUGUCGAGGAACCAGCUCCCACUGCCGAUGAAGAGGCUGCAGAUGAAGAUCCAGAGGCAUGGAGAGACGCAAUCACUUAUCGAGCUGUCGAAUGUUGCUAUGACGGCGUUGAGUUGAGCGAACCACCUUUCCCCUUUGUACAGCGCUGGGACCCUCAACAGCAGGGUGGUUGGUCACAGCAAGGCAGAGGUGGUAAGAGGAAGAAGGACCAGAGAGAUCAGCCUCAGUACUACGAUGAAAAUCAACGAGCAUCCAAGAAGCAGAAGAGGCGCAUGGGCAAACAAAGCUACGCCAAAGAACAAGAGUAUUUGGACGCUUCGUACGAACCUAGCUACCAAGAAGACUCUUCGAUUGCUCUUGAUUACGACGAGCCAACCCAACAUACAACGCAACCAAGUGAUGUUGAUGGUGAGGUUAACCAGCAGCUGAUGAACGAUCUGAACGAUGAAGAGUCGGUUGAUGUCAGUCAAGUACCUACAGAUUUGGCUCCUCUUCCUGAAGAUCCCUCAACUCUCCCUGAUCUCAAGGCUGGCGAGGCUACGCCGGGUAUGACUAUUGCCUUCCAGCAACUCAUCAUGUCUGAAGCUACGAAAUGGCAACCGCAAAUAUCGCCAUACCGCACUGCCAUCGUGAUCGCAACUCCAGAGAGCGGAGAGCUCCAUCUCACACUUGCAUUACGCGACCGACAGCGGCCCGAAAAACACUACGACGAGGAGACUGGUGACAGGAUUUAUGGAAAGUUUGACAUCCCCCUAGAAGAUGAGCAGGAGGAAGAGCCAGAAGACGAUGGGAUGCUUAAUUUGGGGUUCAGCGAACUGAUCAAUCCUAAGAUCGUUCAAAAUGCCCCAGAAGAUCUAGUGGACGACGAGAUGGGGGACGAUGCCUUAGCAGCUGAUGACGAAUCCGAUUCUGACGAUUCUAGAACUGGGAACCCAGAGAAAGGACACUCGGAAGAGCAAUUUUCUCAUGUUACCGAAACACCCUUGGAGCCAGAAAUCCCGGAGUCUGAUCUGGAACAGGACGCUAACCCAGGAGAGAAAGAACUCAGUAAUUCCGGACAGGAACCUAAGUUGUCAGUGGAAGGGUCUAAUGUACGGGAGCAAAACUCUCAGUUGUCAGAACAGCAGUCUAACUUUUCAGACCAGGCUGCCCAUGAUCGCGCUGCCGAAGUUGCCACAACUCCUGUCGCGGAACUUCCACCUAUGGCGGCGGUGAGAUCGACCGAAAUCUCGGAUGAGACCAGGCAGCAGAUAUCUCACAUGAUGAAAGAAGCUGGCUUUCGAUCAAGCGUUCCGUCAUCCGUAUUGAAGGAUAUUCGCCCUAACGGUAUGGAAUCUCCUGGUGAUGCGGCUGUCUUCGAGAAGCUCAUGAAGGACAUGGUCGAGAUUGAGGAAAGCCCACCACAUUCUCCAAUAUUUAAUGGUUUUGGUUCCAGCCCGCCGGUCAGGAGAUCACGACAGCCUUCAAGCUCUGCUCCACCACAAUCAAGCUGGCAAACUGUCGAUUCAGAAGAGGAAUUCAGCUCGCCGGGCGGAAAUCAAGUACAGGAAAGGGCCCAGGAUAUCUCGGAAGAAGAACUAGAUGGGUAUUCGGAAACGUUUGAUCAAUCAAAUGCAUCCCGAGGGCCCGUAAGACGCAAUCCCGUGAAGAAACUCCAUAAAGCCCAACCGGUCCAAAAAGCUAAGAGGAUGUGGGAGAUGCUUGCUGGUACAAAAAGUCGCGAGCCCAGUGCUGGCUCACUGGUGGAAAAUGGAAAUCAGUUGUCAGAAACGUCUGCACGAGCAGCAGACAGCAAUGUAACCGUCCAAUAUCCAAAAUUAUCAGUGGGUUCGUCUUUCGCUAGCCAGAUCAGCGACCAUGGGCACCAACCUGAUACGGUUUUUGAUGAUCGCUCAGCAUUGGGUGCUGACGCUUCCAAGGCUACAACUGAGGAAUCCUUGAAUCAACAGGAUGAUGUGAUGACCGAUGGUGAGCCAGACCUGGCAUCUCGCAAGCCCGUCGAUCAUAGUAAGGGUGUGCAACAGUCAGAUGGCCCGUCGUCUGAUAUCGAAUCAGAUCCCCCACGUCAAUUGAUCAAGAAGUCGCCUGGAGCUGCACGCAAACGCUCGGAAGUAACAGAACAUCGGCCUUCUUCGGAUGAUGAGUUCCCACCCCUUGAACAAGUCCUUUCGCAGCACGAGCCGAAGGUAGAGAAGACGACGACGGUGUCUUCCCACGUCCGAAUCAAAGAGGAUACAGAGUACGACAAAAUCAUGGCCUCUCUUGAGGAAGACCCGGGUGAAGAGUCUGAUCAACUGACGCCCAAGGCGUCUCGGAAUCGCACUAUGAUAUCGCAACGUCCAGCAUCUCAACCUAAUCUAGAAUCUCGCAAGUCUCUAGCACGCGAUUCUGGACUUCGAUCGUCUCAAACUCGAGUGUCCCAGAGCCAGCCUCAGAACUUCAUUAUUCCACAAGGUACUGAAGUUAUGGAUUUAACCUUGUCCAGCGACGUCGAUGAUGGUGACAAUCACGUACCUAACAAUCAGCAAGACGAUGAGGAAGACGAUGGACCCAAGUCCGCCGUUGCCGUUAUGCGGAGGUUCAGAACUUAUAAAGUGGCUGAUGACGACGAUGAAGAUUUUAAGGACAGUGACGAGGAUGACAGAAAUGGCUGGGUGAAGAAGAAGGCGAGCAGUCAGAGCGUGACCCGGAGACAUACUGGCACAGGACUGGGCACUUCUUCCCAGACUUCACUUAAUUCAAGGAGCGUUAGGAGGAGAACUGCUCCCAGAUUCUAAUACUUAGAUGGGCAAUGGUGUUAUUUGCUUUCAAAGCGAGGAUACCCAAGUUGGCAUGGGUUUGGGUUUUUGAGGACAAUUUUCUCCAAGGGCUAUUCAUUUCAUACGAGAGAAGACUAGGCUUACUGACCUUAGCUAAUGGGCAUUUGAGCGUGAAUGAGCUCUUCACAGUGUAUGAAAAACGUCUGAACCUUCC